Fibroporia radiculosa is the source of this 606-nucleotide messenger RNA. RefSeq lists its product as uncharacterized. Gene Ontology annotation, molecular function: transcription coregulator activity. Gene Ontology annotation, cellular component: mediator complex; core mediator complex. NCBI's taxonomy places the organism in Eukaryota, Fungi, Basidiomycota, Agaricomycetes, Polyporales, Fibroporiaceae. Gene Ontology annotation, biological process: regulation of transcription by RNA polymerase II; termination of RNA polymerase II transcription. The record is from RefSeq and is a predicted model, not a curated record. The coding region runs from base 1 to 606 and encodes 201 amino acids. The transcript has 5 exons.
AUGUCCUCUCACUCUUAUGAGGUUGCACUUUUUGGCCAAUUUUUCUCGCAGGACCUCUCCGCUAUUUUGCAUCGGAUCACUCUACAUAGCGAGUCCGCACACCAGAUGCAUGCAAAGGAGCUUGUCUUUGAACCAUAUGAUGCGCAAUAUCAGCGCGACUCGGGAACCGAACCUGUUUUACUUCGCGUGCGCAAGGAAUUGCUGGAACCAGAUGCUAAAUGGGUUAUCUACUCAUACUUGAAGCCGGAGUCUGUGCGCGUACAUCCUGAAGCAACGGUAAGACCAUGGGCCACAUGCCAGGUCGUUGGGAAUGCCCUCAACUUUGCAUCUGCCCUUGGAUACGUGCGCCGCUCACAGAUAUACAAACGCGGAUACAUCUUUCGACGCGGUCCGCUCGUAAUCCAGAUGUUUCAGCAGGAACAAGUGGAUCCCAAGACACAAAAGCCUGUAUCUGCGCAUGCGGAUGCCUUGUGGGAAGUGGAGGUUAGAACUGCAGCUCCAGUAAGAAAUAGCCCGGAGACUCCGUUGAGCCGAUAUGUCGACGCAGUUCUCGAGGUACAAUUACUCAUGAAGGGAUUGAUUGAUCUGAGGAGGCAAGAUGCCUGA